Zootoca vivipara (common lizard) is the source of this 1698-nucleotide messenger RNA. The record is from RefSeq and is a predicted model, not a curated record. NCBI's taxonomy places the organism in Eukaryota, Metazoa, Chordata, Lepidosauria, Squamata, Lacertidae.
AUGGCACCCAAAGAAGAAGCCCUGUACCCAGGGAUUGUCAAGCUGCUCCAGCACUUCAGGUGGACCUUGAUUGGUCUCAUUGCACCAGACACUGAUGAUGGAGAGAGGUUCAUGAAGACCUUGACGCCGGUGCUCAUCAAGAGUGGCAUUUGUAUUGCCAUCUCACAAAUCUUCCCACAACUUAAUACAUUGAAAGAGAAGAUCCAUCACCUUCCAUUCCUUAAGUGGAGACAAGUUCAUAAGUUUUGUGAGGAAGCUUUUAAUUGCUCCUAUUCAAAGCAGGCAUUCUCAGUGAAAGGCUGGACGAGAUGCAGAGAGAGAGAGAAACUGGAGAUGUUUCCCCAAGACGAUCUGGAAAGAAUCCUCUCUCUAGACAGCUACAGGAUCUACAACACUGUCCAAGCCGUGGCUCGUGCCCUAAAUGCUCUCCACCCUUUCCUGAGAUACUCACAGAUUUACAAUUCUUCCAUGGACGGAGUAUACUUGGAUGAGAAUGGGGAACUGGCAGCUGACUUGGACAUUGUGAACUGGGUGAAGUUUCCCAAUCAGUCCAUCCUAAGGGUGAAGUUUGGGAGUCUCGACAGACAGGGCUCCCCAAACCUGCAGCUCACCAUCAACCAGGAUGCCAUUGUGUGGCCCAAAUGGCUCAAUCAGACCUUGCCUCCUUCCAGGUGUGUGGAAAGCUGCCAUCCCGGAUUCAUCAAGGUGGUUCAGGAAGGAAAGCCACUCUGCUGCUACGACUGUGUUCCCUGUUCAGAAGGGACCAUCUCCACGCAGGAAGAUGCAAACCGUUGCACCAAAUGUCCAGAAGAUCAACAUCCAAACAAGGACCGAGAUCAAUGUGUCCCCAAGAUUAUCACCUUCCUUGCCUAUGAAGAACCUCUGGGGAUCCUCCUGGCUUCUUUUGCCCUCUUCAUGUCCUUAACCACAGGCCUUGUGUUAGGAAUCCUAAUGAAAUACACAGAAACUCCCAUCGUCAAAGCCAACAACCGGGACCUCUCCUACAUCCUCCUCAGCUCUCUCCUGCUCUCCUUUUUGUCCUCCUUCCUCUUCAUUGGCCAGCCAAGGGGAGGGAUCUGCCUCUUCCGACAAACAGCCUUUAGCAUAAUCUUCUCGGUUGCCGUCUCUUCUGUGUUGGCAAAAACCAUCACUGUGGUUCUGGCCUUCCAAGCCACAAGGCCAGGGAACAAGGUGAGGAGAUGGCUGGGAAAGAGUUUGGCCAAUUACAUUGUCAUUUCAUGUUCCAGUUUCCAAGUUCUCAUCUGCACCAUCUGGCUGGGGACCUCUCCCCCAUUUCCAGACUCUGACAUGCACUCUAAGCCUGGGGAGAUCAUCCUGCAAUGCAAUGAAGGGUCUGUUGCCAUGUUCUAUGCUGCCCUUGGCUACAUGGGCUUCCUGGCUGCCAUCUGCUUCACGGUGGCUUUCCUGGCCAAGAAGCUGCCUGGGGCCUUCAAUGAAGCCAAGCUGAUCACCUUCAGCAUGCUGGUCUUCUGCAGUGUUUGGGUGUCCUUUGUGCCUACCUACCUGAGCACCAAGGGGAAAUACAUGGUAGCUGUGCAGGUCUUCUCCAUCUUGGCCUCCAGUGCUGGGCUCCUGGGCUGCAUCUUUAUUCCUAAAUGCUACAUUAUCGUGCUGAGACCUGAUCUGAACACAAAGAAGCAUCUACAGCUAACAACCAAAUCAAAAGAUGGUAUGUGA